UUAGCAUAUGUUUGUACUUGUGGUUGUGGUAUAAAUGGAAAUGCAAAAUUGCUACCCAAAUAUUUACUCUUCUUGCUGGUGUCAGUUGUCCUGGCCUUUGCCUUUUCAUAGGUUUGUUUCUUGGAGCGGCUUGCAGUCUAUCUAAUUACUCUACUUCCCACCUAGGUGAAUUACUUGUAUUUUACUAUUAACAGGGAAAAAAUUGAUGGAAGACCAAUGUGGAUCACAUACUGUAAGGUCCCAUGGAAUCACAGUGGCUAGGACGCACAUGCAUGACUGGGUUAUACUGAUGCUUCUUGUUGCAAUAGAUGCCAUUCUAAAUCUUAUCCAUCCAUUUUAUCGCUUUGUUGGGAAAGACAUGAUGGUUGAUCUGAAGUAUCCCUUAAAAGAUAGUACUGUCCCGCUAUGGGCUGUUCCUAUAUAUGCGGUUCUAUUGCCCAUAGCCAUAUUUCUCUUUGUUUAUUUUCGUAGGAGAGAUGUCUAUGAUCUUCAUCAUGCAGUACUAGGCAUUCUAUUCUCUGCUAUGGUAACAGCAGUUAUUACUGAUGCUAUAAAGGAUGCAGUUGGACGGCCUAGGCCAGACUUUUUUUGGCGCUGUUUUCCUGAUGGAAAGGAUGUUUAUAAUCAAUUGGGAGGAGUUAUAUGUCAUGGCAAGAGGGAUAUUGUGAAGGAAGGACAUAAAAGUUUCCCAAGUGGGCAUACAUCAUGGUCUUUUGCUGGUCUGGGAUUUCUGUCACUGUAUUUAUCUGGAAAGAUAAGAGCAUUUGAUCAGGGAGGCCAUGUUGCAAAGUUAUGCAUUGUUCUACUUCCUUUAUUUGUUGCAUUUUUGGUUGGCAUUUCUCGAGUUGAUGACUACUGGCACCACUGGCAGGAUGUGUUUGCUGGAGGACUCUUAGGACUUAUAGUGGCCACAUUUUGCUAUUUGCAAUUUUUCCCACCCCCAUAUCAUGUUGAAGGUUGGGGGCCUUAUGCUUAUUUUCGUGUAUUGGAGGAAUCACGGGCAGCUAUGCAGUCAGCCACUCCACAGAAUGAUCGAUCCACAGAGGAGGCUCAUAGGGAAAGUCAACAAAGUGGAAGAAACAGAAGUGCGUUCACGGGAAUAUGUUUAGCUGAUGAUUUGGAAUCAGGCAGAAGAUGAUUUUGAAAAUUUCUGGUUCAUGCUUCCUUCGUAGUUGUGUAGUUUAAAGGGCUGAGCCUCGUUAUUUCUUCCAUUACCAAAACCACACUUUGCAGAUUUGUCUUACCUGAUGCUCAUGGUUUAUGAAUUACAGACCGUGUCGGUUUAUAAAUUACAGACCGCGUCGGGCA
This is a messenger RNA of Diospyros lotus (date-plum), 1308 nucleotides long. RefSeq names its product putative lipid phosphate phosphatase 3, chloroplastic. Gene Ontology annotation, molecular function: phosphatidate phosphatase activity. Gene Ontology annotation, biological process: phospholipid metabolic process. The transcript has 7 exons. The coding region runs from base 206 to 1138 and encodes 310 amino acids. The record is from RefSeq and is a predicted model, not a curated record. Lineage: Eukaryota; Viridiplantae; Streptophyta; Magnoliopsida; Ericales; Ebenaceae.